UUAAUGUGCACAAUCAAAACUGAAAUGAACACCGGUCAAAGCGAAGGCAGCCUGCUACUGCUGUGUAUAUUUAUUAUCGUAGUGUCAGCUCUAUCGUCAACAGUCAACCAGUUCGAUAUUUCCGAGUACGUCUACGGAGUAGAUCAUGAUUUGCAAGCGAGAGCACGUUCGGCCAUCGAGGCGGAGAGAUUCGCCUAUCGAUCGCGGGCAAAUAAGAUACAAUUAGUCAACGCAACUUGCAGAGUCCGGUCAGAAAGGCCCUGUCCACCGAGCAAGUACAGAACACCGUCUGGUGCUUGCAAUAAUGUAAGACAUCCUGCCUGGGGUGCCAGGGGCUCCCCGUUCCUCAAAUUACUGCCAUCAGAGUAUUCAGAUGGCAUCUCGAGACCGCGUCAGUCGGUGGGUACUCACAGUCUACCCGCGUCAAGCGAUGUCAUCUCCCACGUUCUGUCAUCCUUUCCGAGAGUAGCAAGUCACGAGGGUUUGACUAGUCUGUCUGGUGUUUGGUCGGAGCUAGUGCUGCAGGAUAUCGCUGCUAUAGUACGCCCCACGGGUCCAGAGAAUAAAUGCUGCUCCAAUAUGCAGCAGCAUCCGGAGUGCUACGAGAUGCGCGAUGAAAAAUUCGGCUGCAGACGUUACUGGCGAUCGGUGCCAAGUUUAACGGUACACGGCUGCCAGUUCGAGACGAGAGAGCAGAUGAACGGUGUCUCGUCGUAUUUAGAUGGUACCGGUAUCUAUGGCGCUACCGACGACAAGCUGCAUCUGAUCAAGACUUACGAAGACGGUAAGGUCAACUUGACCGCUUGCGAAUUGUGCGAGCAAACCGAUCGCAAUGCGCUUGGCCUGUUGCAUCGGGUCUUCCUGCGCGAGCAUAAUCGCGUGGCGGAGAAAUUAGCGGAGACGAAUGUGCACUGGGACGACGCGAAGCUCUUCUUGGAGGCACGCCGUAUCGUCGUCGCGCAGCUUCAGCAUGUCACCCUCAAUGAAUACAUACCGGCGAUAUUACGGGAAGCCGUACAAGUCGAUCAUGAACUCAGACCACUUGCAAACGGCUUUUACGCUGGUUAUUCCUCGUCAAACAAGGCGGGUACAUACAAUGCAGUAGCACUAGCAGCUUUGCGCGCUCUUGUUUGGACGCGUGCGGAUAAAAUAGGAGGUCUAGAGAGCCAUAUUGUUACUUCUGCCAACGGCAUCGGCGUCGCAGCCGCACCAGACGCGGCCGCCUGGUCCAUGCACGUUGCACGAGAUCACGGAGUGCCCGGAUACGUCAAAUAUCUGACUAACUGUUUAGAAGAGUAUGUUAAGAUCGAAAAUUUCACGGAUCUAACGAGAGUAAUGCGACCUGAGCACGUGCAUCUGCUAAGUACGAUUUACACAAAUGUAGAGGACGUGGAUCUUCUCGUGGGUGGUAUCUUGGAGACUCCGGCAACGGGUGUUGCUGUUGGUCCAACAUUCGAGUGUCUUCUUAAAAAGCAGUUUGUGACAAUGAGAAAUUCCGAUCGCUUCUGGUACGAGAACGACCUUCCACCCUCAGGACUGACGGCGAUGCAGCUGGUCGAGAUCAGAAAGGUGUCCCUCGCCAGUAUUCUGUGCGCCAAUACCAAUAUUCGCAGGAUACAGCCGAGAGUGUUCAUCCGACAGGACCAAUAUUUGAACAGCAGGAUUACUUGCGAGCAGUACGAAUCUUUGAAUGUCGCGGCAUGGACCGAGAAACCGCUGCCGCUUCCUAUGAUGCAGUAUAACUCGAUAAACACGAGCACGGAUGGUGAGUCGACGCAGCUUCUAUCGGAGAUCAGUCCCGAGGUGGUUGCCGCUGCGGUAAAGAGAGCAGAGGAAGAGCUAAUUGAGCGAAAGCAGUUGGAGUAUAAUGCUUGGCUAGAACAAAGAAUUGCCGACCCGAAAUCGGCCGCCGGCACUGCAGCUAGCUUUUCGAAAGCUAACAAGGAUGCCCUGUUGCUCGCCAAUUCGUCCAUCAUGUACGAAUUGGCUACAAACGAGAUUCUAAAUGGUGUACACGGUCUCCGACGAAGAAGACGUCAGAUUUUCGAGAACACGGAGAACGUUCUAGGAUUCCCCAACUCGAACGAGUUCUCCGAUCUGCUGCAGAACGUCGAUAUCUCCGGUUUCUUGAAUCAUAAUCAAAAGGCGACGCACCAUGAAGAAGUCGAAUGUCCCGUAGAUAAUUCCCCAUGCGAUCCAACUACACCUUACCGAACCCUAUCGGGCCACUGCAACAAUCUACGUAAUCCCAACCUUGGCAAGUCGUUGACAACCUUCGCCCGUCUGUUGCCACCUGUUUAUGAGGACGGUGUUUCCAAACCGAGAAUGACUUCCGUCACCGGCGCACCUUUGCCAAACCCUCGGGUAGUCUCCACCGUGAUCCACCCUGACAUAUCGAAUUUGCACAACCGUUAUACGUUGAUGGUGAUGCAGUUCGCUCAAUUUUUGGAUCACGACUUGACGAUGACUCCCAUACACAAAGGCUUUCAGGAAUCGAUUCCCAGUUGUCGAGCAUGCGACUCACCACGCACCGUUCAUCCCGAAUGCAAUCCGUUCCCCGUGCCACCGGGUGAUCACUUCUAUCCUACUGUGAACGUCUCGUCAGGCUCGCGUAUGUGCUUCCCGUCGAUGAGAUCGUUGCCAGGCCAGCAGCAUUUGGGUCCACGUGAACAAGUGAAUCAGAAUACCGGUUUCUUGGAUGCGUCGGUAGUCUAUGGCGAGAAUUCGUGCAUCUGUAACAUCCUGCGCGGUUUCAACGGUCGCAUGAACAUCACAACGAAUCCAAGACGCGGCAGGGAUUUACUGCCGCAAUCGGCGACGCAUCCAGAAUGCAAGGCACGAUCAGGAUUGUGCUUCAUCGGUGGUGAUGGCCGCGCUUCGGAGCAACCAGCGCUGGCAGUCAUGCACACCAUGUGGAUACGCGAACACAAUCGCGUGAUGGAAGGUUUGCGGCAGGUAAAUCCUCACUGGGACGGCGAGAAGCUCUUCCAGGAGACACGACGCAUCAUUAGUGCGAUGUUACAACAUAUCACGUACAACGAGUUUCUGCCGAGAAUUCUUGGCUGGAACGCCGUUAGUUUGUAUGGUCUUAAGCUGUUGCCCCAAGGCUACUACAAGGAAUACUCGCCCACUUGCAACCCUAGUGUGCUCAACGAGUUCGCUGCCGCGGCAUACCGAAUUGGCCAUUCUUUACUGCGACCGCAUUUGCCGCGCAUGGAUCGCAAUUAUCAGAAUAUCGAUCCUCCUAUCUUACUGCGUGACGGAUUUUUCAAUCCGGAUAUGCUCUAUCAGGAGCACAUGAUCGACGAGAUGAUACGUGGCCUAGUGACUACGCCGAUGGAGACAUUAGAUCAGUUCAUCACCGGCGAAGUGACCAAUCAUCUGUUCGAGCAACGCGGUAUUCCGCAUUCUGGCGUGGAUUUGAUAGCUCUAAAUGUUCACCGAGCCCGCGAUCACGGAAUACCGUCAUACAAUCAUUACAGAGCGCUUUGUAAUUUGAAGAAAGCUACCACAUUUGAGGAUUUGUCCAGAGAAAUGGCGCCGGAAGUGAUAGCUCGAAUGAAACGUAUAUAUGCCUCUGUAGAUGACAUCGAUCUCUUUCCGGGCGGUAUGAGCGAACGACCACUUCAAGGUGGUUUGGUAGGACCCACCUUCGCCUGUAUUAUCGCUAUUCAGUUCAGACAGUCCAGAAAGUGCGAUCGUUUCUGGUAUGAGACCGAUGAUCCGAACAUCCGCUUUACUGAGCACCAAUUGGCAGAGAUUCGCAAAACUACUCUGUCCAAGGUGAUGUGCGAGAACAUGGAUCACCAGACGGACAUGCAAAGAGCGGCAUUUGAUUUACCCAGUAAUUUCUUAAAUCCACGCGUACCGUGCAGCUCCAUGCCCCAUAUGGACUUCUCUGGCUGGCGAGAGACCAGACAUGGCUGUCAAAUCGGUGGAAGAAACGUCGCGGUCGGAGAGUCUGGUUUCCCUACGCCUUGUACUAGCUGUGUUUGCACCAAUGAAGGCACGCAAUGCGCUUCGUUAAGAGUUACGGAUUGCAAUCAACUUCUACGAGAGGCUUCUCGAGAAGCGAUUCUACGGGACGAUGUAUGCACCGCUCAAUGUGGUUUCGUUUUGGCAGCCUCAGAGAGUAACGCAAGACUACAAUUCACUACGCCUAGCGGCUCAGGUUUUUCUGGUUUCCCACCACACACGAAUAAUCUGAGAAAUUCACCGACGCCAGCCUCGUUCAACGGCUUUAAACUACCUGACCUCUCGCAAUUCAUUGGCUAAAUCGAAAGAGACGGGAAGACUUAAAAUUCAUAACUCUUUGUUUACGGAUUAUUAUAUUGUACGCAGGAAACACACUGCCUUUACUUCGAGAGACUGUAUGACAAACACGAUCAAAAUAUUUCAUAACCGAUCGUACUCAAGCUCAAUAUCAUAAAGAGAAACAAAUACAACAAACAAACAAGGAGAAACAGUGAGUAUGUUUCGAAUAUAUGCAAGAAAUACUUAACAGAAGAUAAAAGGAAGAGUACCUGUCGGCGUGUAAAUAUAGAUGAUAAGGCGCAAGUAUUUAAUUCAUGGAAGAAGAAUGAGAUCACAUCGUCGAAAAAUAAAAGAGAGCAAGAAGACACGCGAAUGAAGACUUUUUUAAAGAGGUUCUCCAGUUUAAUAAAGUGGAUGGGAGUCAUGUGACUUUUUUUACACGGAAGUAUAAAGGAUGCAAAAUGCUACUGCUAUUUUUU
Molecule: messenger RNA, 4733 nt
Organism: Trachymyrmex septentrionalis
Lineage: Eukaryota; Metazoa; Arthropoda; Insecta; Hymenoptera; Formicidae
Exons: 8
Coding region: 4-4275 (1423 amino acids)
Biological process (GO): response to oxidative stress
Molecular function (GO): peroxidase activity; heme binding
Source: RefSeq, a predicted model, not a curated record